Messenger RNA from Nasonia vitripennis (jewel wasp), 2180 nucleotides. Its product is annotated as nuclear receptor 2C2-associated protein. Bases 1687 to 2100 code for a protein of 137 amino acids. The record is from RefSeq and is a predicted model, not a curated record. The transcript has 3 exons. Lineage: Eukaryota; Metazoa; Arthropoda; Insecta; Hymenoptera; Pteromalidae.
GUUCAGCACGCGAUUCUCAUUUCGUAAGAGCGUAUAAUCGCGCAUAAGCCUCUCGUUAGUUCCUCGUUCGUCUUGGCGAUUAUGAUAGCGCGGCGGCGUCUUGCCGUACUCGGCGCGUUCUACUGAAAUUUUGCCUCCUAGCUCUCGAUGUGCGCAUGUAUAGUUCGAGUUCAUUGAUCGCACCGAAGAAACAUGUGGCUCAGCCGAUUCGAGGCUUGCAUUCUUCGCGCAUUUCCAAAGGUAUAAUUUAUCUAUAGGCCAUGUGUUAAUUUCGAGUGUUUCAUCUUCACUUAGCGGCUCUUAGCUGCUUUAAAUCCGAGCGUUCGACUACUGUUCGCCUUUCGAAUGGAGGUGUGUAGAGUUAUUUCUAUAUGCGACAAAAAUUAGGAACCUGAUGUGUUGCCUGAUUGAUUUCGCGCGACGAAAGAACGCCGUGACACGGGGCUUUAACAUUAAAGGUGAUAUGCCGGAGUUUAUAUUGCAAGUAUGACGUCAGCCUCGCGCGCGGUUAGGCUCGCGAAUAGCUCGCGAAUUUUCCACAUUAGCAUUGCAAAAUGUCUGCAGCUUUGCGCUAAGCCUUUAUGCUAUAGACAUAUACCAUAUAGGCGAGAAAAAACGCAUAGCUGACAGAUCUUUUCCUUUCACUCGGAAACCGUGUCUAUUUUUUUUUCGCACCUCUAUAACGCAAUGAAAAAACACUAUGUCAUCGAAGAUUCAAGAGAUGACGAGUUACGUAACGAAUUGAUUCAUCACCUGCGUCGCGCGUUGUAAUUCUCAUUGUGCCAAGUGCAAAUUGCAAAUCCAGCGGUCACUUUAGAAUCGCUUCCGCUUCUCUGAAUUCGUUGAAGAGCCGCUCUGUACUUAGAGCUUUUAUGAAAGCGCGCUUAUGUAGAAGCUGCGCGAAGAAUAAUCUGCAGCGCGGGAGAACGCGUGGGAGUUAAUGCUGCGCGCUUAGCGUAAACGCGUGAAUCUGGAGGUCUCUAUUGUAAUUUUCAGAUGACGCGUAUGAAAGGUAAAUCUGAAGAGAAAUUGGAGUACUAAGUGUAGGUAUAAUCGAUUUCUCCACUUACAUAUAAUUACGAUCAGUGAAUUAGUUUCGCACAGGUACGCGAACCGAUGACGACAUCGGGGCGGAGAAAUUGCUGCCAAAUUGCAUGGGUGAUGCGAGCUGGCCUGCACGAAUAUCAUAGUUAUUUUUAACUUUGAUAAUAAAACGCUCGGAGGAGCGCGAUUAUGCUGGUUGGACUUGGCUUGCGAUUGUUGACACCGACUUGUUGUUUGUUUGGCGGCGAAGUGAAAGCGAGUUAAUGAAAUUUCGCUAUUCAGCUGAAUAGCGGAGUUGACAUUUUUUAAUUUGCAUUAUAAUAGAUAAUUGUGAUGCAGAAUAUUCUUUUAACGAUUUUCCAGCUUUUAAAUGCGAAUGAUAAAGACAGAAAUAUUGCGAUCAAUGACUGUCACUGCCAUCGGGGAAAAUAUCUCGCAACUACUAGAGAAGCAGUUACCGACAGCUACUCGAUAGAUCGACGGAAUUCUUUCAUAGAUGGAGCAGCUUGUGAAAUACCGUUUUAGUAAACAAGGCAACGUGCUGUCUUUCACCUGUGUGUACUUUCGUUUUGAAGUAUAAAGUACAAUUUUAAUGUUUAUAACGGCUGAUUUCUGUUGAAUUUUAGUUAGAAAAACUCGAACAUGACAUGUUUAUUGAAAGAACAAAAGUUCGAGUGCCGUGUCAGCUCAGUGUUGAAUAAAAACGUAAAAAGCUAUGGCAAACAGUUUAUGUUCGACGAUGACGGAGAAACGUGCUGGAAUUCGGAUUCUGGAAGUCCUCAAUGGGUAUUGAUAAGCUUUCCACAAGAAGUCGAUUUAUCGUCGAUAGAGAUUCAAUUUCAAGGCGGCUUUGCCGGACAGAAAAGCCACGUAGAAGCUGGAGCGGAUUCCAAGAGUUUGGAAAAAGUGCAAGAUAUCUAUCCGGAAGAUAUAAAUACUACUCAGCUUUUCAAACUGAACUCCGUGAUAAAAGCCAAAGUGUUCAAAAUUGUUUUCGAAAGCAGCACGGACUUUUUCGGCAGAAUUAUCAUUUACAAGUUGUCCUUGAUUUCGUGAUAUAAACAUUGUCAAUACAUCGAUAACAUAUUUUUAUAACAUUUUUGUACAGUAUUUAAUAAAAUAAUAAUUUACAAGGA